This is a messenger RNA of Mugil cephalus (flathead mullet), 2349 nucleotides long. RefSeq names its product apoptotic chromatin condensation inducer in the nucleus. The transcript has 4 exons. The coding region runs from base 207 to 1634 and encodes 475 amino acids. The record is from RefSeq and is a predicted model, not a curated record. NCBI's taxonomy places the organism in Eukaryota, Metazoa, Chordata, Actinopteri, Mugiliformes, Mugilidae.
CCUCAGGAAAAGGAGAAAAGAGCUGCAGGUACACGGCACGAACAUUUAAUCCAAAUGAUGUUUAUCUCUUUCUAGCUCUGGUGCUAAACAGCUGGUUGUUACAGCUGUUCACUGGGAGUUUGUGACUCUGAUUUCUCUACGUCUGAUGCUCCUAAAGCUGCAGUUAUUCAUCUUUUAGAGACUCGCCAACAACUCCAUGUUUGAAAAUGUUAACCAGCUGGUUAACCUUCACAGCUUUUCUGGCUGCUUCACUGAAUCCAGGAGCUGCUGGACGUGGACGUGAGGCUCUGACGUUUGCACCGAGUCGCUCGAUAACAGUUCGACCAGAUUCAGAGUUGACUUUAAACUGUGGAGACGAAAAGGACGCAGGUGAGGUCCAGUUCUGGCACACCCCCUUCGGAGACCUGCAGACCCCUGGUUCUGGUUCCCCCGCUGACCUGGAGCCGGUCUUCAUGCACAGCGACGGCCGCCUGGUGAUCCCCAACGCCAGCGUCCACCACAGCGGCCUGUACUACUGCCUCCUGCGGCAGCCAGGGGGCGCCACUCUGUGGCAGUACGAGCUCCACGUCGUCGGCCCCGGCGCCGGGUUCGGGUCCAGGCUCAGGAGGGACGCCGGGUCUCUGAGGGCAGGGGAGGCCGGCGUCUCAGGGGGGACGUUUGCAGGAGCCGUGGCGGCUUCGGUGCUGCUGACGUUUGUGUUUGGCUUCAGCCUCGGAGCUCUGACCAGGACACAUGUCCUCAGGUGUUUAGGGGCCGUCCGUAGGAGGCUGCGUCGGUCACCACGGCGACGCCAGGGCGACGUACCGGAUCACCAGGUCACCGUGACGACCCUGCCUCCCAUGUACGACAACCAAGGCCUGGAGAUGGAGCAGGAGACGAGAGACGAGUCCGCGGACGGAACCAUGACCCCGUCACCUCCCGCGAAACCUCGAAGGAGCUUCAAGCACAAUCGAGAGGCGGCGGCGGCGGCGGUGGUGGUGGCGGCCACAGCGGCGGAGGAGGAGGAGGAGGAGGAGGUGCAAACGACGGCCUAUCUGGAGGGAUGUGGCAACAGGUUGGAGGAAGUGGAGGAGGAGGACGAGGAAGAGGAGGAGGAGGACGAGGAAGAGGAAGAGGAGGAAGAGGCAGGAAGAGGGAUGGAGGAGAAGGAAAGCAGUAGUGAGGAGGAGGAGGAGGAGGAGGAGGAGGAGGAGGAAAGGGAGUCUAGUGGUUUCUAUGCGUUAGAAGAUGGAGCGAGUCAAACUGAAACAGACGAGGAGAAAGAUGGAAGAGAGACAAGGAUGGAAACGUUUGAGGAGGAGAAAGAAGGAGAACCAGACUCUGAUCAUUCGCCCUCAGACUCAGAAGAAGAAGAAGAAGAAGAAGAAGAGCCUCCCUCCUCCUCCUCCUCCUCCCCUCUCCAUCCGGGCCACCGUAGUCGUGUUAUCCGUCUCUACCAGUACGACGAGGACGGCCGGAGGUACGACCACCUCCCCGAGGACCCGCCCCCCGAGGACCCGGGUCCCGCCCCCCUGCUCAGGCCGCGCUCCCGCUCCCUGACCCGCCUCAACGCCAUCAUGGCCGCCGCCUCGGCCUCACCCCUGGACGGGGAAGGGACGAGCGAGGGGAGGUCGCACUUCCACAUGGCGAUAUGACAAAACAGAGGCCUGGAAAAUCCUAAAUUACAAAACAAAUAAAUUAAUAAGUAAAAAUGUUCUUGUUUUUUUCCAGAGGAUCAAAGAAAAAAAUCUGAAAUAACAACUGAACUCGUCCUGUUUCUUCUUUGGUUUCUUUCCUUUGAUUCAACUUGUUUUUUUACUGCUGAAAUAAAUCUUGAAACUGUUUAAAUUUGUGGUUGUUCUUUAAAAGGUGUUUCAGCAGUUUCAGUUUUUUAAUUAUUAACCUGAGCCCUUCACAGUUUGUAAACAGUGUGAAGUUUUUUGAGGGGCGGAGCUUAACUGGAGGCAAAACAUCUCAAACAACAGUUUAUUUCAAUGGACGGUUUUGACACGGACUCUAUUCACCGACUCCUAAACUCUCACUCACUGGACGAUUUGAUCUAAGGACACAGAAGAGACGAAGUCUGGUCUGUCUUCAUCGAGUGAAGCCUCCGUAUAUUCUCAGCCGCUAACAUCAUGAUGUCACACUGACGUAGGUAUUUACUUGGAGAAAUUUCACUGACAAGUAGUAUUUUUUAGUUGUUUUUUUUGAAAAUUUUGAUUUGUUAUUAUAUUGACCCUGAUAUUUAACAAUUUCAACAAAUUUACACCAAUAAACUCUUUGUUUCAAAGUAAGAACAGAUUUCUACAAACUAAUGUCGUUUAAAAAUAUUUUAUGUAACAUAAUAAAAAAAAAAACAUCAUUUAUGGG